Messenger RNA from Equus quagga, 6571 nucleotides. RefSeq names its product ankyrin repeat and SOCS box containing 1 (gene ASB1). The coding region runs from base 138 to 1145 and encodes 335 amino acids. The record is from RefSeq and is a predicted model, not a curated record. Gene Ontology annotation, biological process: protein ubiquitination; intracellular signal transduction. Gene Ontology annotation, cellular component: ubiquitin ligase complex. Gene Ontology annotation, molecular function: protein binding. NCBI's taxonomy places the organism in Eukaryota, Metazoa, Chordata, Mammalia, Perissodactyla, Equidae. The transcript is spliced from 5 exons.
GAAGUCGCUCCCCGACGCGGCCCACCUGCCUGCGGCGCCGGAAGUGGUCGCUGCCGCGCUGCUUCCGGUCGGCGGGGCUCGUUGGGGCCGGGGCCGCCGGGAGGCCGGCUGCGGACUGGCCGAAGGCCGGAGCUCCCAUGGCGGAGGGCGGCGGCCCCGGCGGGCGGGCCGGGCCGGGGCCCGCAGGUCCUAAUCUGAAGGAGUGGCUGAGGGAGCAGUUUUGUGACCAUCCACUAGAGCACUGCGAGGACACCAGGCUCCAUGACGCAGCCUACGUGGGGGACCUCCAGACCCUCAGGAGUCUGUUACAAGAGGAGGGCUACCGGAGCCGCAUCAACGAGAAGUCUGUCUGGUGCUGUGGCUGGCUGCCCUGCACACCACUGCGAAUCGCGGCCACUGCUGGCCACGGGAACUGUGUGGACUUCCUUAUCCAGAAGGGGGCCGAGGUGGAUCUGGUGGAUGUAAAGGGCCAGACUGCCCUGUAUGUGGCUGUGGUGAACGGGCACCUGGAGAGCGCCCAGAUCCUCCUUGAAGCCGGUGCUGACCCCAAUGGAAGCCGGCACCAUCGCAGUACACCUGUCUACCACGCCUCUCGUGUGGGCAGGGCCGACAUACUGAAGGCCCUCAUCAGGUACGGGGCUGAUGUCGAUGUCAACCACCACCUGACUCCAGACAUCCGGCCCCCUUUUUCCCGGCGCCUCACCUCCUUGGUGGUCUGCCCCUUGUACAUCAGCGCGGCCUACCACAACCUCCAGUGCUUCAAGCUGCUCCUCCAGGCUGGGGCGAACCCCGACUUCAACUGCAACGGCCCUGUCAACACGCAGGGCUUCUACAGGGGCUCCCCCGGGUGCGUCAUGGAUGCCGUCCUGCGUCAUGGCUGUGAGGCAGCCUUUGUGAGCCUGCUCGUAGAGUUUGGAGCGAACCUGAACCUGGUGAAGUGGGAAUCCUUGGGCCCAGAGUCGAGAGGCAGAAGGAAGGUGGACCCCGAGGCAUUGCAGGUCUUUAAAGAGGCCAGAAGUGUCCCCAGGACCUUGCUGAAUCUGUGCCGUGUGGCUGUGAGAAGAGCUCUUGGCAAAUACCGACUCCAUCUGAUUCCUUCGCUGCCUCUGCCAGACCCCAUAAAGAAGUUUCUACUUUAUGAGUAGAAGUCAAGGGCAGACGUUGACUGCGGUGAGGAAGAAGGCGCUCUGCAGGGACAGCUGACAUCGAUUCUCGCCCGUGAACCACGUCCUGGGCUGCUGCCUCAGUCCCAUCUGGCUGUUGGUAGAGCAGGAACGGCUCGUGGAUUCUAAUUCUAGCUCAAGUGCUUGGUCGGGGCAUCACACAGUCCUUGGGUCAUUGUCAGCCGAGAGGCUCAUGCAAAACUUAAUUUUGUUCUUCCAUAAUAUCUGUUUUGGAUUUUCACAGUUGCAUAUUAAUGAAAGGGGCCUUGAAAUGGGUGCAGGUGGGGGUUGGAGGCCUGCUAAUAUCCCCAGUAGGGAAGACCCCUAGCACUUUCUAGAACUGUGCUUCUGUUUAUAUUUUUACUUCUCACUUUAAUUGUUCAAUUAAAGUUUUAUAAUACCCAAAUGAAAAGAGAGUUUUGGUAAAAGAGUAGAAUGCAGAAAUGCAGUUCAUGAACUUGCUAGUUUGUUUUCCCAUCUCCUGGGGUUGACACGUGGCAUUUGUCAUACAUACUCUUCUUCCUUGCCACUUCGGUGUUCACUCCUAGUGGUGAGAGUGUCAUAUUCAUUGUCUUCAUUCAAGGAUGGUUUCCUGGCCGCAUGGAUUGGCUGGGUUAUCUCAGAGUCGAUACCUGCAUUUAUUCAAAAUCAAGAGAGGUAACGCUCAAAGUUCUACCACACUGCACCUGUGCUGACACCUAACUGUGCCUAGCAUCAUGCCACCAGGUCUCAUGAGUUCUCUGCCAUCUCACCUGGGGAGCUUCCAGACGGUGACUGAUUUUAGGAGGCCCACACCAAACUAGCCCGUAAUUGACUUCCUACAUUUGGACCAAGGACCGUCCAACAGCAUCCACUGCCAGUUCUCACGGAAGAAAAUACCUGCAGCGCUCCUGGUCCCUGCACUUCCCAGAAAGUGGAAAUUCACUUGUCCUCUGCGUGGUUCCAAGCUUUCAGUUGUUGGUGUCGAGUGGACAAAACAUCUGGCGGUUGGUUGAUCACUCUUCACUUUUUUGGACCUAAUGUCUUGCGAGUUGCUCCUGGAAUCUGAGAAAGGGGGUAGCAGUGAGGUCAGAAGUUUUCCCCUGGCCUGUUGGGGUGGCUGCGCGGGAGAGAGAUGGCAUGGGUUAUCCUCCCCAAGUCUGGGGCUCUGGGCGGGGUUCACUCUCACACCUGGGUGCAGCUGGGGAUGUGGCUGUGAGUGCACGUGGGCCAGCGCUGCCUCUUCAGAGCGCUCGCUCCAGGCGCUGCUGUUUCCAGAGAAACCACGUGUGGUCAUUUGAAGCCUGUGAGGACCAUUGUGUGGAUCCACGGUGAUUUUAACCUUUAGAAGUGUUUAGAAAUGGGCAGAUUUCAAAUCUGCGUUUAGACUUUCUGUAAUAAGAGAAAUCUAAUUUGUAACCAUUGAACUAAUGAUAUGGGUUUAUUUAAUUAUUGACAUCAUUAUAUGUUUUAGCUGACCAGACAGGGACUGUCUGGUCAUUGUCUUGUGCAGCUUGAGGACAGAAUUGUAAAGCUCCCCUCCUGUGUCGUGGAUGGGCUCUGACCUGUCCACGUAUGUAUGAGGUCUGAGGGGAGAAGUCCUUGGCGGAUUCUGAGAGGAAGGUGCGGUCACUGGAGGCUUUACUCAGCCGAAGUGACAUCGUUCCCAGCUGUGACCGUGGCAUAAAUGUGUGAUAGCUUCCUGAGGCCUGGGAUUGGCUCUGUGUUGCUCCUAGAGGACCGGGGCCCUGGUUGGCUGGGUGCAUUCAGAGCUCAGGGUCGGUCAUAGUGAAGUCAGGAGAGUCCUCCUGAGAGAGGAGAGGAGCUGAGGGUGGAGGCCGGCUGAGGAGGCUGCAGCCAGAGCCAAGUGCUGCAGGGGCUUCAGCCCAGGAGGGGGCUAGGUGUGUGUGUCCUUCGAGGCACUCAGCGUGGAACCAGGACCAAAAUUGGGCCGUGGCUGGGCCAGGAACUGGGGAAGUCAGGCUCCGCCUGGAUAUAGGGAGGGGUUGUAUGGAAGUCUGAGCCACCCAUAGGUGGAACUGGGUCACUGGAGGGGGCUCCAUGUCGCUGGAGGUGUGAGCAGUGGCUUGUCACCUUGGUGAGAGAGGGUUUCAGGAGUGGGUGGCUAGUGUACCUUACUUUUAAGCUCUUCCGACUGGCGGUCCCCUCCUCUGCUGCCCUCUUGGCUCGGGCUCUCUUCAGGUGAGCCGUGUCGUAGACCUGCAGCAGGCUCUCAGUCUGCCUGCCCAGUGCUUUCUGCUGGGCCUGUGAGGGACAGGGCUUCCCCGUGCCUGCCACGGGUAGGAGGGUGGCUCUGUUCUUGAACCUUCUGGAAAGCAGCACCUGGGAAUACUGCCAGUGCAGGAGUCCCACACGUGCUGGCGUAGCCUUCAGGCUGCACAGAGGCAAGGGUCCAGGACCGGGCCCAGCAAAGAGUGGGCGUCAGGCUCCUUUGCCCAGUGAAGCAAGCGUAGGGCUUGUUUCUGGGGGAUCAAAUCAUUUCUCCAGGGUCUCUCUAGAAGCAGUGGACUGAGUUGAUGCUCAUUGUUGGUCCUCGCCCAGACCUGGCCAGGGAGGUAGUGUGAGUGGGGAGGGGAUGAGCCAGGGAGUAGGGCCUCUCCUGCUCUGGCCCUGGAGUGUGCUGUGCGCCGGGUGGGUCUGCAGGGACCUGGGGCCUCAGCUCUUCCUUUGCAGAGGACACAUCGGCUUACUCUUUGUUCAGCCAGCCUUUGCUGAUUUUUUUGGCAUCCCCGCAACUUCAGGGUUUCAGCCUCUACUUUGAACCUUCAUAGCUGCCAAAUGUGAAUCUGAUAACAUUGGAGAUAGCUGACUCAGGCCAUUCCUUCUUGUUUGCAGUGACACUUGCCUAAAGCUCCCUUCUGCUUUUGUUGGCAAGAACAGGAAAGAGUAACUCUCCAUUGGAGCACUUUAUCAAGUCCGUUUCUAGGCCGCUGGGUGCCCGAGUCCCGUGUAGUGAGGAAAUGUGGUACUCAAGGAGGCUGCUGCCUGCUUGGCCUCGCGCCCUCCCCAGGACUCGGGGACCCCAGGGAGGGGCACGAUGGGCCAGUGGGAAGAGCUGAGUGUUUCCCCAGCCUGAUCCCAGGAGUGUCCCUACCGUCACCACUCCUGGGGUGCCUGCUGGCUGUGGAACAGAGUCCUGUGCUCUGGGCCUUGGCUGCUGUGGACAUUGGGCCAGGGUCAGGAUCAGGGUGGGGGUGGGGCAGUGUUGAUACCUCUGAGAAUUUGGCAACCUGUGUGGGGCUUUUGAAUAUAUUUCCAAAACCCACCAAUGUCACGCAUAUCUAUAUCUAUUCAUAUUACUUAUGUUAUUUAUAUAUUUAUUUAUUUAUGCCCUGUCUUGUUCCAGAAAAGGUUUAAGGCAGCAAUGCUUGGUUUUUGAUGUUCUCUUUUGACAUUUCAUAAAUUUUAGCCAACAUGCAGUUGUUAAACAGGUAAUUUUAAAAAGAAAGGACAAUUAGCAGUUUCCUCAUGUUGAAUAUGUUUCUGUUAUCAGGCUUAAGUGCCAUCAUUUUAAGUUUUCCUUUUUCCUUCUUCCAUGAAUUGUUUCUUCAGAUAAAAAGUUCAUGCACAAGUAGAAAUAGAGGAACAUGGAGCAAACAUCAGACUGAGCAAAGGAGAAUUUGCCUUAGAGAGAAGCGUUCUGUCUGUGCUCUGCUGCCUGCUGCCGCGUGGCCUCGGGCAGGUCCCGUUACAGUGCCGCGGCUUCCGGCUGUGCCUUCCCCACAGGUCUUCUGUGAGGACGCGUGAGAGAAUGUAUGUGGAAGCACUUUCUGCUUGAGUAAUCCUUGUGACAUGUAAACUGCUGUCAUCGUGACUGUUGUCCCUCUUCUCAGUGGAUGUGCAUUCGAGGCGAUGGCCGUGCUGGAGGAGCCUGUGACCUUGGAGAUGAGCUUUGACCUUGUUGCCCCAUGGGGCAGCGAGUGUCAUGGGGACCCACAACACAGGCAUUCGGGACAGAGGGCUCCGUGCAGGUCAGAAGUGUAAGGACAUGUGAAAUAAUUUAUGAAGUCAAGUUCACUCAACUUCAAGGGUUGUCUUUUAUUCUGAGAUUAUGUCCUUCCUAAUUUGGGUGAUAAGAUGUCCUUUUAUGUAAUGAAGGUGGUAAUAGAGGACAAUAUUUUUAUUUUUUAAAAUGUUCUUGAUUGCAAAACAACAUGUUGGCUCCCGUUCGUCAAGCCCCAGAAUUCCUUUUAAGUUUGCCAGUCUCUGAAAUCCCAGUGUCGGGGACCCACUCUCUAGCUAUAGUGUCUGUUUAUGUCAAGAUGAGAAGUUCCUCUUGGAUUCUUAAACCAGCUGGCACAGUGUUGAAGGGUAUCGCAGCACUCCUGCUGCCUGGUAGUCCGAGCACAAGCUCUGAGGUCACUGUGUGGUGUUAGGAACUGUGGGCUUGUGUCCUGGGGAGGAUGGAGCAAACGUCCCUGUGGUGAGCGGCCUCUGGCCACUCCUGAAUCCAUGAGAAACAUUCCCAGGAAGUUUGUGGGGCCUUCUCGGCUGGACACCUGCAGUACCCCAUACGCUGGCCAUGGUGCUAGUGGUGGGUCUUCUGGCGCUGGGGCUGUAGGCUCCUGGUCCUGUAUCUUUGGCUGCCUGCCAGGCACUCAGUAACCAUCCUCAGUGGUCUGGACUCCCUGCCGGCUUGGAUCUCCCUCCUGGCAGUGCCUCAUUUGGACACGUGACCUUCUCUUUCUCCCUGGCUCAGGCCUCACUUCCCUCCUCCCUCACUCCCCCCGACCUGACUCCCUUGGUGGCGAUUAAAGUAACUGAUAGGCGUGCAUCAGUGGUUAUUGGGAUCAUGUCCCAGGAGAAGGCCGUGGGAGGGGCGUGCAGACUGUGAAGUGCGUGAUGUGCUGAAUACAUACUAUACGUUCUAGGCAGAUAAUCAGAUGGGGAAGUGGGUGGGGAGGGGUGACUUUCGUUGCCUUAACAUGUAAUUGCUCAGUGUCCGGAAUGCAUGGUCGUCUCUUCUUUUUUUAAAUUGCUUUAUUUUCAGAUCUCUUAGGUGUACCAAGUGAUGUACGAAUGUGCAUAGAUCCAGUCUGAGUGUGGCAGUGAUGGACACAGCUCUCGUGUGUAUAAAGUCACAGUCUGUGGCUGUAAUUAGCCAGCAGUGCCCCUUUUCUGCCCUGCAGUGUUUGCACCGCUCCCAUGGCUUCUGCUUGGUGUUGGGCGCACAAGGUGUGACAGGCACAUGUGCCUGUGCCUGGAGACGUGCUGAAGAGAAUGCUCACCGUCGACCCUCAGUUUCUCCUUUCGGCUUCAGUACUGAAUGUGUGUGUGCCCACAGGAGCGGGGACUGUGGCUGUUCCUGCACUCGUGCGUGGUUAAGAACUUUCAAAAAUAUGAUGGACAUCUUUGAUAUGUUAUUGUAACUUUAAUAAAUGCUUUAUGCCCCUUUAAUUCCCCCCAAA